UGUCCACCGCGCACCGUGGAUCUUCGUCUGAGCUGGAAUACAAGUCGUACCAUGUCUGCCGAUCGUCUGCUGCUGUCGUGUCGCCUCCCUUUGUCGGUCCAGCAUGUCGCAAAGGAUAAUGCUGGCAUCCCGGAGGUAGCGCUCUUGGCUCGCUCUGUUGUCAAAGUCAGGACCUAGUGGGUCAAAAAGAAAGAAAAGGAACUCGCCUGGCGGCUGGUGCGUCUAUGGGACCUGGACGAUGCAAUUGCGACUUGACUGGCUCUUCAUCAGCGCCAACACUGCUCAUAAAGGCCUCGGCUUGCAUUGCUUGUAACGGCUCUUCCCCGAAUCGCCCCUUGUACUAAUGAACGUUUGAGCCGAUUUCGUCGGCCUGUCAAGAGGGGCAAGUGCAUUAUUGCGCAGCAGCACCCUCACCGCCACCCCCAACAUCACCGUCACGCAUCAACCUGAUCGCUAGAUCACGAUGGUGAACCCGCUCAUCUUGUCGACCGUCGUCAUCGCCGGCGUCGCAACAGCGGUGACGCUCGAGUACACGAUCUUCAAGCCGAUGCGCGAGGGCCAGCCGAUCCUGGGUCACCAGUUCCAAGAGCAGUGGCACGGCCACUUUACCCGCUUCAGGCGUAAAGUGCGCCGCGCAUGCGACCCGCACGGUCACUUUGCCAACGGCGACGAUAGCGACAGUGACGACGAGGGCAGAGUUGAACACGGGCACAAGCAUGACUUGCGUGAGAUGCAUGUGCGCCAAUCUGACGGCCGUGCUGGUGCUAACGACCACCAUGGCUGGCGAGCCGAUCCGCCGCCUGACGAACUUCGACUGCGCAGGCGGCAGGCCCAUGCCGUACAGCCAGUGACUCCCGACGAGGCAUGGAGGCGAGAGAUGGAUGCAGACUUGAUUGACUUUGAGCUACACGAACGGCAGACUAGAAUGGUUCAGAAUAUAGCCAGGAGCGGCCUCGAACAAGCUGCGCGUGGUGGCGACGGAGGCUUUGCAACGGAUACGCAUCGUCCUGGUGUCUGGCCGCAAUGGAGCGAUGCCAAACCGCCAUCGUCGACCGAGCAUCAUGAUGACGAACCUAACUCGGAUUCGCUGAAGCAGCGGUGAAAAAUGGUGACGGCAACGGUGACCGUGACGGCAAUGCAAGCACAUCAUCGUUAUCUGACGACAACAAUGACAACGCCGA
Messenger RNA from Tilletiaria anomala UBC 951, 1181 nucleotides. RefSeq lists its product as uncharacterized. The record is from RefSeq and is a predicted model, not a curated record. NCBI's taxonomy places the organism in Eukaryota, Fungi, Basidiomycota, Exobasidiomycetes, Georgefischeriales, Tilletiariaceae. The coding region runs from base 464 to 1102 and encodes 212 amino acids. The transcript has 3 exons.